Messenger RNA from Mirounga angustirostris (Northern elephant seal), 4175 nucleotides. RefSeq names its product mesothelin-like protein. Bases 1616 to 3991 code for a protein of 791 amino acids. Gene Ontology annotation, cellular component: cell surface. The record is from RefSeq and is a predicted model, not a curated record. The transcript is spliced from 16 exons. Gene Ontology annotation, biological process: cell-matrix adhesion. NCBI's taxonomy places the organism in Eukaryota, Metazoa, Chordata, Mammalia, Carnivora, Phocidae.
UGGAUGGAGGCUGGACUGUGGGUGGAGGACUGAAAUUGGGUCAGCUCCGUUCCUAGACAUCCCCCGUUGACCUAGCCAAAAGCAUUGGAGCGCCCAUCUGUUCUCACCAGGGUCCCUUCCUAGAGUCAUUGUCCCCACAUUCUCCUUAGGGUUCUCCGCCAUUGGAACGCCAGCUACCUUGCAGGGUAGGCACUCCUGGCUGGGAUGGGCCCUGGGGGGACAGCAGAGGGCAGGUGUGGCCAGCUGGAGGACACUGUUGUAGACUCUGGCCUGGUGGGGCCCAUGGGCUGGGCCUACAAAGCAAACGGCAGAGAAGGUGGAGGGCUAGACAGACUGGUAGCCCCCAAGGUAGGGAAGCAGGACGGGAAGGCGCACAGGGGUAGGCCCCACCCUGGGGAAUGUAUGUUGCCCCUCUCACAGCCCUGCUGCUCCCCCGAAAGGUCUCCUUGGCCCCUUGAGUCCCCCUCGACCCAGAGAGCCACCCGCAGGCCAGAUCCAGACCUUGCUUCCUGCAGAUUGGCCGUCUCCCACUGCCCUGGGGGGCCUCAAAGCUGAGGCUGUGGAGCCCAGACACUGGGGCGCACACCCUAGCUGUGGUGGGCAAGGUUUGGAAGGCAUGGGAGUUGAGCAGGGUCUCCUGGGCACAGAUGGCAGGGAGAGUUUCUUCAGGCAGGAGUGGCCAGACAGAUGCUGCAGGGGGGGUGAAGCGUGGGGCAGGUCUGUGGCAGGCAAGCUCCUGGGGGUCUGUGUGCUGGUGGGGCAGCACCCCCAGUGGUACUGGGAGGCCAGGAGCGCAUCCAGCUCUAUAUGGUGCGGCUGAACUUCCAUGCAGGGCUGGGCGGCAGUCCCCAGCUGGCCCCUCCAGCUGUUGGCCCUCUAGGGUCAGUGUGUCCUCUUGGCCGUGCGGCAGGCCCUUUGGGCAUGUGCAGCCCUACUUGUGGUGCUAGUGGGUCCAGGGGUUCAAGGCCCGGUGCCCUCCUGGCCCUGCCAGGUGGGAGUUGCGCCCCUCCCAGGGGAUGAGGAGAGCCAGGACUCAGUUCUGGACACCUGGCCCCACCCACCCUCGCUGGGGCACCUCCCACUCAGCCCCAGAGGCCCAGGCUUAUGGAGCUGCCCGGUCCUGGGCCCGCAGGGCAUGUGUGGCACAGCUCUUUGCCAUUGGGGUCACCUACCUGGUGCCUGCACCCCCCCCUUAACCCCCAGCACAUACGUGUAUGGACGCACGUGCUCACAGGGCAGAAACCGCCACCAUGUUGGAUCUGCAUGUGCCUGGCGUCCCUGCAGGGAAUACAUGCAUCACAUAGUUGUGGAUGCUCCCAGACACACACGCGUGUGCACAAAAACACCAGCACGCGUGACAAACGCAGACGCACACGUAUGAAGGCACAUCCGAUCCUCGGGGCACAGACACAUCCCCCAGGGGGAAGGGAUGUGUGCUGGGUGGCCGCCAACCGUGAGCUCAGCCUCCCGCUCCCCCAGGGCUGGAGAGCAGGUGUCUGCUCUGCUUGAGGCCCCCAGGGGUGGGCACGGCAGCCUCACCUGACACAGCCCCCGCCCCUCCCCUCCACAUCGGCCUGGCCGGCAUCACUGCAGGAGUGGGCGGGCAGGCAGGCGGAUGCUGGUGAGGCAUGCAGGUGAGCAGGAACCCAGGUGUCCCCACCCUGCACCACCGUGGAGCCCCAGUGCUCAGCUGCAGGGGCUGACACACUCAGUGGACUGGGGUCACUGCAGGGGACUGCAGCUCCUGGCACCGGCCUGCACCCCCACACACACAUCGGACGGCCACCGCGGGGUGCAGGAGCAACCUCCCUCUACAGCAGAUGGUCUCCAUGCUCAGCUAGUCCUGCACCCACCGCCCAUGACCCCACACCUUUCUGCCAGGACAGCCUUGGGCCCCAGAGCAGGUGCCCAGAUGAGCCCAGGCCUCGCCCUCCUCAUGUGGCUCACUGCCCACUGCUCUUGUCUCCGGGCCCAGGGUUUCUCCCAGGGAGGGCUGGAUGACAGCAGGGCUGACCUGUGGGCCAGUGCCGACACCUCCCUCCUGCACGACUUCUGGUGCCAGCCGGCGAGCCAGCUGCCCCGGGACCAGCUUUCCGCUCUCAUCCGGGGGAUGGCCACCCAGCAGGUCCCCCUCAGAGCCUGGCAGCUCAGCUGCCUGGCCAACCUGGCCGCUCGGCAUGGCCUCCAGGACGACUUUGAGCUGCACCCUCCCAACCUGUUGCUGUUCUACAACCUGACGCAGGUAAGGGAAGCCGAUUGCUGGGCCUUCACCCGCCGCGCCGCUCAGGGGGACAUGGAGCUGCUCGCCAACCUGCCAGACCAGAGGGUCGCCCUGCGGCACGCAGCCUUGGCCUGCCUGGGAGCGCCCCACCCGUGGCUCAGCGCCUCUGACCUGCUGCUCCUUGGGGUCCUGCUGUGCGACAUGGAUGCGUCCCGCAUCGAGGCCGCAGACCCGCGUGUGUUGGAGAACCUGCAGCGCUGCCGCCGGCUGACGGCCACCCAGCAAGCCACCCUCAACAUGCUGCUGGCCGGCGGCAAGACCGUGCUGGGUCCUCCUGGUUCCUGGAACCUAGAGGGGCUGCAGACCCUGGGAUCCCUGGCCACCUACAUCAGCUCCAGCCUGUGGAUGCAGGUGCAGGAGGCUGUGGGCCUGGCCUUCUUCAGCAGCACAGUGGCCACGUACCAAGCUGGGCGGCUCAGCCAGCGUGAUGCCAGGCGCUUCGUCACUGGCUUUCUCAAAGCCAAGGCCGCGUCAGUGUCCUCUCGGCCCAAGCGGGGCACAGGGAGACCCUGCAUCCACGGGGACAUCACAGCGGCCACGCUCCAUGACCACCUCUUCCUAGUGCACUAUGACUGUGUGCAGCUCGAGUCCUGCCUGGGCAGCCGCGUGCUCAAAGCCAACCUGGACCCCCUUCUGCAGCACCCACUGCCAGUCGAGUGCCAACGUGUCGUCAAGGCCAAGCUGGCUCAGGUCUACCCACAUGGCGUCCCCGAGGACCAGCUGCGGCUCAUCACCUCUCUGGUCUACCUCUACUCCCGCUCGGAGAUCGGCCAGUGGAACAUCACGUCCAGGGACACGGUCGUGGCCCUGUUGGCCUCGGACGGGGCCCUGGAGAACCAGACCGAGGCUGUCCUACAGAAGUACCUGGACCACAACGGCACCAUCACCAGCACCCUGCUCAUGGCCAUCGGGGGCUCCCGCCUCUGCUGGAUGAGUGCCAGGCAGGUCCAGGCCAUCAGGCCCACAGAGUUCCGGCAGGCCGGGGCCCUGGAUAUCUCCUCCUGCCCCCAGAGCCGGAAGGACGCACUCUACACCAAGGCCCGCGAGGCCUUUGGCAGCACCAGGAACACAGCUAACUACUACCGCCUUAUGCGUCCUUACCUCGGAGGUGCCCCCGUGGAGGAGCUGCGGUACCUGGUCCAGGCUAACGUCUCCAUGGAUAUCGAUACCUUCACCAACCUGAACCCCCGAGUGCUGCAGAGCCUGAGUGUCGGCAAUGUGACCACACUGCUGGGCCAGAACGUGGGGGACCUGCAGAAGGCACGCAGCCACCCGACCAUCAGCUCCUGGCUCCGCAGCCUGAAUACGUCGGUCCUAGGAGAGCUGGGCCUGGACAGGGACACUGCCGGCCCCACCAGCCUGGCCCGCUCCACCACUGGGGCCCCCAACACGACACCUUGGGUGCCCCAUCUGGCCCCCACCUCGGGCCAGCCGGGGAACAAGGCCCCCACUUCUGGCAGUCCACCGGCCCACCUGAGGUACCUGCCACUCGCUGUGGCCCUGCCCUCCGGCCUCCUGGGGCUGCUGUAUUGGGGUACCCCAGGGCCCAGCCAGGACUGCUUCUGGGGCGCCUGCACCAAGGCCUCCAAAGGCGGCACCAGCCCCGCCCCACAUGCAGGGAAACUGGGGCUGGAAGGUGGAGCCAGACACCUGCCCAGGCCCAGGGGCAGGCUCCAGGCCCAGAGGACCUGGCCAUGUCCCACAUCCUAGGGGCCUGUGGGGCUGGUCCCUUCACAUCCAGCUCCCAGGACAUGGAGCUGGAAUGAGGACCUGGGCCCACCCCGCGGCCAGCCAGGAACAGUUGACCAAGUUGCUGCCCCAAUCCUCUGGCCUCCCUCAGGAUGAAGAACUGGUACUGGGGAGGGGGCUUUGCUGAUGGAUUUGAAUAAAAGAC